AUGAACGAACCUACAAGUGGAGAAGCGAAUCUGCAGGGUGAGGAAAAGGACGCGGAACCAAAUAAGAACCCAAGCGACAAUAACACAUCUGGCGCGAUGGAGGACAACCAUGAGGAGGUCGCGCAGAAGGAAGAAGCGGACGAGCUAGGUGAAGACGCACUGAACGAAAUGUUUGACGAUUUUCUGAAAGACAUUGAAAAUAUUUCGUCCAAUAUGGAAAACCAACCAGAAGGAAAAAAACUAAAUAAGGGGGACGCAGAAAGUGAAAUAACUAGAUUGUUGGCAAAUAAAAAUAGUUCCCCAUUUGAAAUAUUUGGUAUACAUGAAGAUAUGGACAUGGAAAAGAUUAAGAGCAAGUAUAGACGGCUGUCUGUGCUUAUCCAUCCAGAUAAAUGUAAAAUUGAAAAAGCUAGUGAGGCCUUCCACAUUUUAAAUAAGGCUUAUGAAGAACUGAAAAGAGACGACAUUAAGGAACAGUAUAAGAGUGUUUACGAGACGGCCAAAAAGAAUAUUAUAAAAAAAUUAAAUUUAAAAAAAAUAAAAAAUGAAUUGAAUGAAUAUUUAAACAAAAAUGAAGAGGAGUAUGAAAUUACUAAAGAAGUACAACUACUGAUUAACGAAGAAUGUGAAAAUCUUCUAAAAGUGCAAAAGGAAAAAAUGGAAUAUGCACAGAAAUGUAAGCUAGCCAAUUUGCAAUAUGCUAAAGAAAAGGAAGAAGAAAAAAUGAAGGAGGAACUAAAAAAAGAAGAAGAAAGAAAAAAAUGGAUUGAAGGCAGAGAUGAAAGAGUAAAUAACUGGAAGAAUUACAGAAAGGAUAAUUUAAAAACGGAGAAAGAAUUCCAUAUAUAUAAAAAUGUGGGGAAAAAGAAGGAAGAGCGAACGGAAGAGGAAAAGGAAAAACUCAAGAGGAUUUCCACCACGAAUGUGGUAGAUAAGGAUGGGAACAAGAAGAGGAGAAAGACCUGA
This is a messenger RNA of Plasmodium coatneyi, 966 nucleotides long. RefSeq names its product DNAJ protein. The record is from RefSeq and is a predicted model, not a curated record. The transcript has a single exon. Lineage: Eukaryota; Apicomplexa; Aconoidasida; Haemosporida; Plasmodiidae. Bases 1 to 966 code for a protein of 321 amino acids.